UGGAAAUUUUCUUCGCUUUCAUCAAGAAGACAUUUGAGAAGUACCGGACAGCCGUAUAGAAGAUAUUCAAUGGACACUUGGUUUUGGGUUUUUGCCUGGUUCCUUUCGAUCCUCGCGAUGGCUGGAAAUGGAUUUGUCAUCUUCCUCGUCUGCGGUAAACGUCAGCUUCGCACCAAGACCAACAUGUUUAUUGUGUCCUUGGCAGUAGCCGAUUUUUCUGUUGGGAUGAUCGCUGUUCCUUCACGUUUUUUCUGCGACCUUGUAACCGAAUGUACCGAGGGCUUUAAAGCAGGAUUACCUGUGAUGUAUAUGCGAGUGUUCAUAGUUUUCGCAUCUGGAACAAACUUGACUAGUUUAGUGUUAGAACGCUAUAUCGCUGUCGUGCAACCUUUGAAAUACUUGACUUUAAUGAAGCGUAACCGAGUCACUCAAAUGGUUGUUACAUCAUGGGGAAUUCCUUUUCUUUUCACCCUGACUUUAGUGUCGAUAGAAUUGAAUUUAGACUAUAGUGUCAAUGGCUAUUUGUGUCUGCUUUUCGAGUUAAUCUUAUGUCUAGUUUUAAUCAUUUGCCUCGUAUCCAUGUUUCUUGUUGUUUAUAAGCAGAAAUCUAGAGAUCGUGUUUUAGUUAAGCAGUUGCAGUUUAAUCAAUGGGUCGCUAAAGUUAAAACUCAAAACAGUUUAGCAUUAAAAUGGAUGGCAUUGGUAACGGGUGUGUUUCUUCUGUCUUACGGAAUAUUCAUGCGGUGUAGUUUAUUAGUUGUAAUGGGUCAUCAAUUCUGUAACGAUUUUCAGUACAAAGUACCUUUGCAAGUUAUUAACUCUGGAAUAAACCCAAUAGUGUACGCUUUCUUCAAGAGGGACAUAAAGCAGGAAUUGAAAAGAAGU
This is a messenger RNA of Stylophora pistillata, 885 nucleotides long. Its product is annotated as trace amine-associated receptor 1-like. The record is from RefSeq and is a predicted model, not a curated record. Gene Ontology annotation, molecular function: G protein-coupled receptor activity. NCBI's taxonomy places the organism in Eukaryota, Metazoa, Cnidaria, Anthozoa, Scleractinia, Pocilloporidae. Gene Ontology annotation, cellular component: membrane. Gene Ontology annotation, biological process: G protein-coupled receptor signaling pathway.